AUGUGCAACAUUAUCUAUCUAUGUCGAUCUGUUCUUAUCUCUCUCUCUCUCUCUAUCUAUCUAUCUAUCUAUGUCAGUCAGUCAGUAUCUAUCUAUCUUUCUAUCUAUGUCAGUCAGUAUGUAUGUAUGUAUGUAUGUAUGUCUGUAUGUAUGUAUCUAUCUCAGUCAGUCAGUAUCUAUCUAUCUAUCUAUCUAUCUAUUUGUUUCUCUUACGCUAGGCAACGCUCGAUACCCACCACGAAACUCCCUUUCUCAGAACACCCGUUCUCAAGCGACCAAGAUACGGUCCUCUACAGGGCAACACUCUCUACCGACCAGGAAACUCCCUUUCCCAGAACACCCGUUCUCAAGCGAACAAGAUACGGUCCUCUUCAGGGCAACACUCUAUACCGACCACGAAAGUCAUUUUCUCAGAACAUCCGGCAACGCUCUCUACCGACCACGAAACUCCCUUUCUCAGAACAUCCGUUCUCAAGCGACCAAGAUACGGUCCUCUUCACGGCAACGCUCUCUACCGACCACGAAACGCCCUUUCUCAGAACACCCGGCAACGCUCUCUACCGACCAGGAAACUCCCUUUCUCAGAACAUCCGUUCUCAAGCGACCAAGAUACGGUCUUCUUCAGGGCAACGCUCUCUACCGACCACGAAUCUCCCUUUCUCAGAACAUCCGAUCCCUGCAGGUGCCCUUUACGAACACAUUUCUCAAAGGCAAUUGACGCACAGUCCGAAACCAUUCGACCAGGUGGACAGUCCGAAACCAUUCGACCAAGUGGACAGUCCGAAACCAUUCGACCAGGUGGACAGUCCGAAACCAUUCGACCAAGUGGACAGUCCGAAACCAUUCGACCAGGUGGACAGUCCGAAACCAUUCGAUCAAGUGGACAGUCCGAAACCAUUCGACCAAGUGGACAGUCCGAAACCAUUCCAUCAGUGUGUUGAUUUUUCUUACAGCUACUUCUUUACAGUGGCAGUUGACUAG
Messenger RNA from Acanthosepion pharaonis, 981 nucleotides. The record is from the annotation of a GenBank genome assembly. NCBI's taxonomy places the organism in Eukaryota, Metazoa, Mollusca, Cephalopoda, Sepiida, Sepiidae.